AUGCAAAAGCUAGUGCUCUAUGCUUCUCUUUACCUGUUCAUGCUGAUUUCAGUUGAUCCCGUGGCUCUUGAUGACAGUGGCCAGCCCACAGAGAACGCUGAAAAGGACGGACUGUGCAAUGCUUGUACGUGGAGACAGAAUACAAAAUCUUCCAGAAUAGAAGCCAUAAAAAUUCAAAUCCUCAGCAAACUGCGUCUGGAACAAGCUCCUAACAUUAGCAGGGAUGUUAUUAAACAACUUUUACCCAAGGCUCCUCCACUGCAGGAACUGAUAGACCAGUAUGAUGUGCAGAGAGAUGACAGUAGCGAUGGCUCUUUGGAAGAUGAUGACUAUCAUGCCACCACCGAGACGAUUAUCACAAUGCCUACAGAGUCUGAUUUUCUUGUACAAAUGGAGGGAAAACCAAAAUGUUGCUUCUUUAAGUUUAGCUCUAAAAUACAAUAUAACAAAGUAGUAAAGGCACAAUUGUGGAUAUACUUGAGGCAAGUCCAAAAACCUACAACGGUGUUUGUGCAGAUCCUGAGACUUAUUAAACCCAUGAAAGAUGGUACAAGAUACACUGGAAUUCGAUCUUUGAAACUUGACAUGAACCCAGGCACCGGUAUAUGGCAGAGUAUUGAUGUGAAGACAGUGUUGCAAAAUUGGCUCAAACAGCCUGAAUCCAAUUUAGGCAUCGAAAUAAAAGCUUUUGAUGAGAACGGACGGAAUCUUGCUGUUACUUUCCCAGGACCGGGGGAAGAUGGAUUGAACCCAUUUUUAGAGGUCAGAGUUACAGACACACCGAAACGGUCCCGCAGAGAUUUCGGUCUCGACUGUGACGAGCACUCGACCGAGUCCCGAUGCUGCCGCUACCCGCUGACGGUGGAUUUCGAAGCUUUCGGGUGGGAUUGGAUUAUCGCUCCUAAAAGAUACAAAGCGAAUUAUUGCUCCGGAGAAUGUGAAUUUGUCUUUUUACAAAAGUACCCGCACACUCACCUCGUGCACCAAGCCAACCCCAGGGGCUCGGCGGGCCCUUGCUGCACGCCCACCAAGAUGUCCCCCAUCAACAUGCUGUACUUCAACGGCAAAGAACAAAUCAUCUACGGCAAGAUACCAGCCAUGGUUGUAGAUCGCUGCGGGUGCUCAUGAGGUUCCUCGUCGGAUCCACCACUUCACAAAUCAUGGAAGCUACUAAAAAAGAAAAGGAAAAAAAAAAAAAAAAAAAGAGAGAGGAAAAAAUAGAAAAAGUUAUACCCCCUCACCAGUCUUUCAAACUGUGAAGUUGCGUACGCAAGGCAUUGCCGACCUCCUGCGUGCUGCCAGCACCAGCUACAGAACGUGAACUAAAGGACAAUGUAAUUACCUGAUGGCUGCUUGUGAGCCAGCAAAAGAGAAAAGCUACAAUCAAAAUCACCGGAUUUAAUCCUCAAAGUUCUUACAUUAUGAGGGAAUCAAUAUUCAGUCAUUUGGAUGCAAAUUUAUAUGCAGGUUUCAGUACAUGUUGGUAAUCAAAAGCAAGCUCCUUCUCACAUGAGGACAGAAGGAGCAGGCUUUUAGGUUCCUUUAUUCACAGCUCCUCUCAAUACCAUAUUUACAGGAACAUAUAUACUGGUAACAUAUAUGCCAC
Cinclus cinclus is the source of this 1606-nucleotide messenger RNA. RefSeq names its product myostatin (gene MSTN). NCBI's taxonomy places the organism in Eukaryota, Metazoa, Chordata, Aves, Passeriformes, Cinclidae. The record is from RefSeq and is a predicted model, not a curated record. Gene Ontology annotation, cellular component: extracellular region. The transcript is spliced from 3 exons. Gene Ontology annotation, biological process: SMAD protein signal transduction. Gene Ontology annotation, molecular function: cytokine activity; growth factor activity. The coding region runs from base 1 to 1128 and encodes 375 amino acids.